AUGCAGGCCGUGUGGGUGGUGGUGAUCUGCCUGGUUGGAGGGCAGCUUGCAAGUGCCACACUCUGCAACAACCAUGGCACCAUCCCAGGCAUCCCAGGGUCACCAGGACGGCCUGGCAGCAAUGGCAGAGAUGGGGUGAAAGGCCUGAAGGGUGAGCAAGGUCCUCCUGGCCAGGUGGACCACAAAGGAGACAUGGGGGAAAAAGGGGAUCCAGGAGAGCCGGGAUACCCUGGGAAGAUUGGUCCCAGGGGCCCCCCGGGUUCAAGGGGAUUACCAGGUCCCAUAGGACCCCCAGGCCCUCAGGGGGACUCUGGUGACUUCAAGGACACCCGCAAGUCUGCCUUCUCUGCUGCCAGGAGCCUCAGCUCCUACCCACGGCGGGAUCAGCCCAUCCGCUUUGACCGCAUCAUCACCAACGAGAAGGGCCACUAUGAGAACCGGUAUGGUCGCUUCAUCUGCCGGGUGCCGGGCAUCUACUACUUCACCUACCACGUCACCUCCAGGGCCAACCUGUGCCUCAACGUGAAAAAGGGCCGGGGUGGCAGCAGGGGCGAGAAGGUGGUGACCUUCUGCGACUACGUGCAGAGCAGCUACCAGGUCACCACAGGUGGCGUGGUCCUCAACGUGGCAGUGAAUGAGUCUGUCUGGCUGGAGCCAACAGAGAAGAACUCCCUGGUGGGGAUCGAAGGAUCCGACAGCAUCUUCUCCGGCUUCCUCAUCUUCCCCGAGCCCUAG
Messenger RNA from Mesitornis unicolor (brown roatelo), 735 nucleotides. RefSeq names its product complement component 1, q subcomponent, B chain (gene C1QB). The transcript is spliced from 2 exons. NCBI's taxonomy places the organism in Eukaryota, Metazoa, Chordata, Aves, Mesitornithiformes, Mesitornithidae. Gene Ontology annotation, molecular function: protein binding. The record is from RefSeq and is a predicted model, not a curated record. The coding region runs from base 1 to 735 and encodes 244 amino acids.